Messenger RNA from Psilocybe cubensis, 1146 nucleotides. RefSeq lists its product as uncharacterized. Gene Ontology annotation, cellular component: cytoplasm. The transcript has 8 exons. Gene Ontology annotation, molecular function: oxidoreductase activity. The record is from RefSeq and is a predicted model, not a curated record. Bases 1 to 1146 code for a protein of 381 amino acids. NCBI's taxonomy places the organism in Eukaryota, Fungi, Basidiomycota, Agaricomycetes, Agaricales, Agrocybaceae.
AUGCCUAACUCAGAAUUGGAAGACAUCCUCGUAGUCGGUUUUGGUGCAGUUGGAGCGAUCUGUUCCCUCAUUCUCAAAACUAGCGGUCUUGUUCGUGUCACUGUGGUAGCGCGUAGUAAUUACAAUGCUGUAAAUGAGUCUGGGGUUCGCUUUGAAAGCAAUAAGUAUGGCACUUUUGAAGGAUGGAGGCCUGACCGAUUGUGCAAAUCUGUAGAGGAGGCCGCAGACAGAUCCUACACAUAUGUAUUAAUCACCACGAAAGCAAUCCCCGAGUUGGUCAAAACAUCUCAUGUCCUGGCUCCAUUUCUUUCUGCCAAGUACAACGACCAGUUUUCGCAGCCUACGUAUGUACUGCUGCAAAAUGGUCUUAACGUUGAGAUCGAACUUUACGAGUCGCUAAAGGCUCUCGGCAAAGGAGAUCCUCGUAUUAUUUCGACUGGCGUCUGGAUUAGCUCCAAUCUUAUAGCUCCAAAUGUCGUUGAACAUAACGGCGCUUUCAAUCGUCUUGCUCUAGGAAUGUAUCGGCCAAACGAUUUCACAACAAUGGUCAACACAGCCGAAGAGGCGGCAUUACUAUCAGGGUUGGCUUCCAAGGUCGAAGCUGGUGGGGGUAUAGCAACGAUCCAUCCUGAGAUUCAAAGAGUAAAAUUUAUGAAAAACUUUUGGAAUGUUGCCUUCUCGUCAUUCUCGACACUCACACGAUACACCCUGCCUGCAAUUUUUCGACCUCCUCCCAGUAAUACCUCAGAGGUUUAUCAGCCAUUUCUGGCGCCUCAAACCUCGGAACUCAUCCAUCAAUUCACCAUCCCCUCUAUUCAAGCUACAUUAGACGAGCUCGUUGUCUUAGCACGCGCACUUGGUUAUCCAGACUCUGAGGAUGGAAUACCAUCGACACUUCCAAAACAUGUGAUGGAUGUUACAGGGCCGGUUCAUGCUAGGCCAGACAGCAAUCAUGCACCAAGCAUGAUGUUGGAUGCCGAAAAAGGCCUCCCCAUUGAAGUCGAGGUGAUUUUUGGCGAAGUCGUACGAAUGGCAAAGGAAAGAAACGUGCAAAUGCCUCGAGUCGAAACCCUGUACGCCCUCCUGCUGGUCGUUCAAAACCAGAUUCUUCGAAAAAUAGAAGCUGAGAAAGCAAGCAGUCUCUAG